Messenger RNA from Rubroshorea leprosula, 3013 nucleotides. The record is from the annotation of a GenBank genome assembly. NCBI's taxonomy places the organism in Eukaryota, Viridiplantae, Streptophyta, Magnoliopsida, Malvales, Dipterocarpaceae.
CAAUAGUAAGUCUCUAUUUCUCUCUAUUUUUAGGAUGUUCUUUCAGUCUGCCACUGAAAUUUCUUGACUUCCAUUGAAGAAGGUGAGUUUUAGAUGCUCACCCUUAAAAUACCGUUUUCAUUGCAUUUUUGCUGAAGUUCUUGCGUUGAGAGAGCCCACCUUUUCUUUUCUUUCUUUUUGUCUUUUUUUUUUUUAACCCUUGCAGUGUCUCGAAUUUCCUCUUGCUGCCACUUGAUUGCACAGCUUGGGGUUGUUUCAGUGAUGGAACUGUAAUGGGUUUCAUCUUUUAGCCCUUAGAAUAGUCUUUAUUUGAGUUUUCCAUUGUUCUUACUUCACUGAAUAACCCAGUUUUCCCGUUUUAGCCCCUUCAGUGUCUCAAAUUUACCUUUUUUGCCACUUGACUGGUGCUUGGGGUUGUUUCGGUAAUGGAACUAAAAUGGGUUUCUGCUUUUCACACCUAUAAAGCUCAAAUUUCACAUGUACUGUCAUUGUUGUUCUUGAUUACACUGUUUUUGUGCGUAUCUCAGGGUUUUGAUCUUGACCCACAAGAGAAAGCAUCAUUGUUGAUGUUUAAGGCUGGGAUUCAGGGUCCAAGCCAGAGAUUGGUUAGCUGGGUAGGGUCUAGCUGCACUAACUGGACUGGCCUCGGUUGUGACAACCAGACUGGCCGAGUUGUGUCCUUAAACUUGACUGACAUGAACUUGUCAGGGCAGGUGCAUCCUGGUUUAUGCAAUCUCUCCUUUCUUGAAUUCUUGGUAUUGUCUAAGAACAACUUCACUGGGGGAUUACUUUCAUGUUUUGGUUCAUUGGGUAGACUUAAGGUUGUGGAUCUUAGUUAUAAUAGAUUUGGUGGUGUUGUGCCUGAUUCAUUCAUCAGACUUGGGAAUUUGAGAGAACUUGUGUUGAGAGGGAAUCAGGAUUUAGGUGGUGCUAUACCUGGAUGGAUUGGUAAUUUUUCGACCAACUUGGAGAAAGUUGAUCUGGGUUUUAAUUCAUUUAGUGGGGAGAUACCUGAAAGUUUGUUUUACUUGAAGUCUUUGAAGUACUUGGAUAUUGAAAACAAUUCAUUGUCGGGCAAUCUUCAUGAGUUUUAUCAGUCUUUGGAGUUUCUCAAUCUUGCUUCAAAUCAGGUUUCUGGAACUUUGCCUUGUUUCUCUGCCCCUGCACGGAGUCUCACAGUUCUGAAUUUGGCUGACAAUGCUAUUGUGGGAGGGAUACCUACUUGUAUUGCAUCAUUGGAAGCUCUGGUGUGCCUUAAUCUGUCACAUAAUCAACUGAGUUAUCAGAUAUCUCCGAGACUUGUGUUCACUGAGAAGCUGACUGUUUUGGACUUGAGUUGCAAUAGUUUGUCAGGUCCCCUUCCAAGCAAAAUUGCCGAGACAACAGAGAAAUCUGACCUUGUUCUUCUUGACCUUUCACACAAUCAGUUUUCCGGUAAUAUCCCAUUGAAGAUCACUGAGCUGAAAAGCUUGCAAGUGUUGUUUCUUUCUCAUAAUCUUCUUAGAGGGGAAAUUCCAGCGAGGAUUGGAAAUUUGACAUGUCUCCAGGUGAUUGAUCUCUCUCACAACUCUUUGUCAGGAUCAAUUCCAUUAGAUGUUGUUGGGUGUUAUCAGUUACUGGCAUUUAUACUCAAUAACAACAAUCUUUCUGGUGAAAUUCAACCGGAGCUUGAUGCACUGGAUAGCUUGAAGAUGUUGGAUAUAAGCAACAACAAAAUUUCAGGUGAGAUCCCUUUAACUCUGGCGGGGUUAAAAUCACUGGAGAUAGUAGAUUUUAGCUUCAAUAAUCUCUCUGGAAGUUUGAAUGAUGCAAUAACCAAAUGGUCAAAUCUAAAGUAUCUCUCCCUGGCUCAUAAUAAAUUCAGUGGGAAUUUACCAAGCUGGCUGUUCACUUUUGGAGCAAUCAAGAUGAUAAACUUCUCAGGAAACAGAUUCUCGGGCAUCAUCCCAGAUGGCAACCUCAACACCAGUUUUCAUUUCAACAAUGGGAAUGAUGAGAAGGUACCUAAAGAGCAAUUUAUUGCAAUGAGAGAUGCAGAUAUUGAAGUUUCUGUUACAGUCAUUAAAAGCAAUGAACUUAACUUCAUUUAUGAGCUAUCGUCAGUGACUGGAAUCGAUUUGUCUAACAACAUGCUAAGGGGGGAGAUUCCACAUGGCAUAUUUGGGCUCCAAGGUUUGGAGUACCUGAAUUUAUCAUAUAAUUUUCUGGGUGGUCAGCUUCCAAGUUUAGAGAAGAUGCGGAGCUUAAGGGCCUUGGAUUUGUCAAAUAAUUCUUUAUCAGGUGAGGUACCUGGAAACAUAUCCACCCUCAAAGAUUUGAUACUCUUGAAUCUGUCAUAUAACUGUUUCUCUGGAUUUCUUCCCGACCAACAAGGCUAUAAAAGAUUCCCAGGGGCAUUUGCUGGAAACCCAGAUCUAUGUGUGGGUUCCCCUGCUGAAGGGUGUAAUGCAGCAGGUCUUCCAGCAGUGCCUAAGAAGCCGUUUGAAGAAGUGGAAGGACCAAUCUCUGUAUGGAUCUUCUGUGUAAGUGCUUUUGUCAGCUUCUACUUUGGCAUGGUGUCUCUCUUUUGUUCUAACCGAGCAAGGCGGUACAUCCUCCAGACAAAAGUUUGAUGUUGCACAUGCAAGAACAGAGACUCCAUUUGUACAAUCACAUCUCUCUGUAUUUCAGUUUUGGCCUGUUGCCUUGCUGAGAUGAAAUGGAUUCUGAAUUACUGAAAGGCCAAGAAGGUAUGACUAUGCUAAGAUCAUAUUACCUCAUCCACUGAUUCAAUAUCUAACCCUUGUAGACGUGACAAUGUUUUUAUUUUCAGUUAUUCAAUUUAGAUGGCUUGAUUUGAAUGAUUAGGUUAGAAUUUGUUCUUGUGCAUAAUUGUGAAAGCUUUUGGUGAAUGAGAGAAAGCCCAAAGUGCCAUUUUAUGAUGCUUUUUAUCAUAGUAUCAGAGCGUUCAUACUGUGCUGGUUGACUCUUGUAAUAUGAUAUUGCCAACUUACAAUCAAUUUGCUUGUCUGAU